AUGGCUGGUGACCCCUACCCUUCACCACCGCCUGCAGCUCGCUUUGUGGGGAUCGACCUGGGUGUGACUUGCGUUGUGGCAUCUUGUAGCGCGGAGGAGCGAAAUGCCAUCUCCAUUUGCACCAACGAUGUAUCUGGACGAUCAACGCCUGCUGCAGUCUCCUUCGAUGGCAAGCUUCGUCACGUGGGCGUGAACGCUGAAGGCCGCUUGAUGAGCGCGCCGAAGCAGACGAUCUCGCACUUGCCCCUGGCCCUGGUGGCCUCGGAUUCCGCCCAGAAGCGAGCGGAGAAGUAUCAAUUUCUUUUCCCGACGCAAGAGGACGGCAAGCUGGGCCCAGUCACCUUUGACGGCAAGGAUUUUCCGGUGCCCAGCUGCGGUCCUUUGAGCGUGCUUCUUCGCACUCUCAGCGGCUACGCAGUCGACGAGGGGACCACUUUACAGCAGCUUUGCAUUGCCGUCCCAGACUUUCUGUCCGACAAAGAGCUGGCGGUUGUCCACGAUGCUGUGGGACUUGCAGACCUUGCAGCUUCCACGCAUCUUCUUCGCCAUUCCGAUGCCGUGGCCGUGGCCUUCGCCCACAGCCAAGGCUCCUCCCUGCUGCCGGAGGGAACCGAGGAGCGCACGGUGGGCUUCGUGGACAUUGGCUCUUCCCACGGCACUGUGUCCGUGGUCCGUUUUGCCCGCAAAGAGGGCGCACCCGAUGAGGCGUCCUCACCCCUCGCCGCAGGCAUAUCUGCGGAGUUCCUGUACCGGUGCAGCGAGGAGGAGUUGGGCGUGCAAAGCCUGAUGACGGCUCUUCUGAAGGAGGCGAUCUCCCGAAUAGAGCAGAAGCACUCGUGCAAGGUCAAGCUUGGCACAAAGUCAGGCGUUCGCCUGGCAAACGAGGCCGUCCAUGCUCUGAAGCAGCUGAGCAUGCUCCCGGAUGCAGAGAUGGGUCUCGAGGCAUUCAUGCCGGAGGGCCCGGAGGGCCCCGAGAUCGAUGUGUCGGUGCCUCUGACGCGCACCGUCUUCGAGGCUGCGGCAGCGUCAGUGCUUUCUCGGCUGAAGGAGGUCUUAGCCGCCGCAGCCGCGAUAGGUCCAUUGGAGGCAGUGGAACUCGUUGGCGGUGGUGGUCGCAUCCCAGCCGUGCAGAAGCUGGUGAAGGAUGCCGUGGGCGAGUCCGUUCCGCUGCGCUUCGGCCUCGACGGCGCCAGCUGCGUGGCCAGCGGCGCCGUUGCCUGGGCCGCGGGACGGCGGCCUCUGUCAGCCAUGGACGCAGCGAUGGGCGUAGGAGGCCUCGACCAAGAGGAGCUUGGGCGCAUUCGCACUCACGAGGCCGAGAUAGAGGCUGUCCACAGUGAAGAGGUGCAACGGCUUGAGAAGAGGAAUACCUUGGAGUCGUAUGUGUACCAGGUCCGGGAUUGGAUGAAUGGCAAAAACGGAUCCUUGCUGAAUCCAAGCGAGCUCAACCCAUACUUGGACAAAGUGGUGUUGUGGUUUGAGGACGCAGAUAUGGCAGAGGAGCCUACAUCCUACCAGGCGUAUGCGGACAAGUUGCAGGAGGUGGAGACCUUCGUGAAGGAAACGGGCGCAGCGUACUUCGAGCAGAAAGCCAAGGAGCACGAAGACCAGGAGAAAGAGAUCGAAAAGGCAGCAGCUGCUGAGCGGGAGCGACGAAAGGAGCUCGGCAUGGACUUCGACAAGGAUGAGCGUGCCAUGAAGAAAGAGGAUCGGAUAAGACUGGCUCAGAAGAACAAGGAUGAGGGCAACGAUAUGUUCAAGGCCCAGAAGUUUGACGAUGCUGUCAGAAGAUAUAAGAAGGCCAUCGACCACGUAAGCCGGCCGGAGGUGGUCAGCAACAUGACUCCCGAUGAGGCAGAGGAGGCCAAGAAGAUCAAGGUCUCCUGCCAUCUCAAUAGUGCUCAGUGCUACAUCAAGGCUGGCGAAGCUGCUGCCCAAUCCGGCGGAAAGAAUGCCGCGGAGCCCUUCUACAAGAAGGCCCACAGUGCUUGCAUCUAA
This is a messenger RNA of Symbiodinium natans, 1998 nucleotides long. Lineage: Eukaryota; Dinophyceae; Suessiales; Symbiodiniaceae. The record is from the annotation of a GenBank genome assembly.